Molecule: messenger RNA, 1233 nt
Organism: Musca domestica (house fly)
Lineage: Eukaryota; Metazoa; Arthropoda; Insecta; Diptera; Muscidae
Gene: Mob3
Product: MOB kinase activator-like 3
Exons: 2
Coding region: 331-987 (218 amino acids)
Biological process (GO): signal transduction; positive regulation of protein phosphorylation
Cellular component (GO): cytoplasm; nucleus
Molecular function (GO): protein kinase activator activity
Source: RefSeq, a predicted model, not a curated record
CAACAAGUGAGCAGCAGCAGCAAACAUAAGAAAAAAAGUUCUCAACCCCCUCCCCAAAACUAAAUAGAAAAGUGUCACGGCAAAUUUUUUCCGCUGCAAUAUUGGAUAAAUUAAUGAUUAUACAAUUUGUGAGCUUUAAAGUGGCUUUUUCUUGUUUCUCCUCUCACUAUCUCUGAUUAUAGCAGUAACAAAGCAGAAUUCGAAACAUAAACUGUCCGCCUUUGAAAAAAGCCCAUCUUAAAUUUCGAAUGAGGAGUCUUCUUUAAGAAGCAAAAGCACACACACCCACACACUCUAUACGACCGUUGAAGAAAUAGGAAACACAGAACAAUGGCAUUGAAUGGCUUUCUAGAGUUCUUCCAAAAGGGCAAAACAUUUCGACCCAAGAAACGCUUUACGGCCGGCACCAUACGUUAUUCCCUGCACAAGCAAGCCCAGGCCAGUCUUCAAUCGGGUAUUAAUUUGCGCCAAGCUGUCUGUCUGCCGGAAGGUGAAAAUCUCAACGAUUGGAUUGCCGUGCAUGUUGUUGAUUUUUUCAAUCGCAUCAAUCUCAUAUAUGGUACCGUUUCGGAAUAUUGUAACGAGACCACAUGUCCCACAAUGAGUGGCGGGUCACGUUACGAAUAUCUGUGGGCCGAUUCGGAGAAUUAUAAGAAACCCACAUCGCUGCCAGCACCCAAAUAUAUAGAAUUACUAAUGGAUUGGGCCGAGGCACAGAUCAACAACGAAACCGUAUUUCCCGUAUCUACAGAUGUACCAUUUCCAAAAACAUUUCCAGCCCUCAGUCGAAAGAUCUUGACGCGAUUAUUUCGAGUGUUUGUGCAUGUGUACAUACAUCAUUUCGAUCGGAUUGUUAGCAUUGGAGCUGAGGCGCAUGUUAACACCUGCUACAAGCAUUUUUAUUAUUUUGUACAAGAAUUCGAUUUGAUAACAAGCAAAGAAUUGGAACCGCUGCAUGAAAUGUCUGCCAAAAUAUGUAAAGAUUAAGUGAGAGGUGAGAAAUGAGAAAUGAAGGGUUCCGUAAAUAAUGUGAAAGGAUGCCAGCCAAAAAAAAAAAAAAAACGAAACAAAGCUACACAACCUAAACACGCACACUUACCUCACCUCACCAAAAAAACACACAUAGACUCAUAGAAACCAAGAAUCUCCAAAAUGUUUUGAAUAUUGUUCCAAUUAAGAGAAAUUAAGCAGGAAAAAAGAAAAGAAAUGUAAUAAAGUAUUAAAUACACUAAA